AUGUCCGAGCCCAGCAAGCUAGCAGCGCAGGCGCCCGUCAAGGAGGCGACGCCCGCCCCUACUCUGCCAUCGUCGCGCGCGCCCUCAGAGGCGCCCGCGGCCGCGCCGACGCCCGCUCGCGCGACAUCUGAAGCGCCGGCGUCACCCAAGACACCCAAGAGUCCGAAGCCGGCGGCAGCUAAAGCCGCCACACCCGCGCCUGAGCCCGCACCAGCAGCCGAAGAUCCGCCCACCGAGGAGAUCAUCGACAUGGACGUCUUUGAGCAGAUCCUCGAUCUCGACGAGGAGGGCGAGCACGACUUCUCGUCCGGAAUGGUCUCGGCAUAUUUCGCACAGGCUUCCUCCGCAUUCGAAGAGAUGGACAGCGCAUACGCGAACUCUAAUCUCACAAAGCUCAAGGAGCUUGGUCAUUUCCUUAAGGGCUCAAGCGCCGCCCUCGGCAUCUUCAAGGUGCAAGCAGGUUGCGAGCACAUCCAACACUUUGGCGACCGCCGCGACGAGACGGCGAAUCGUGAUCUCUCACCCGAGGAAGCCCUCGCUCGUAUCAAGCCCAUGCUUGCCUCGGUCAAGAGCGAAUACGCCAUUGCGGAGCGUUGGCUUCGUAACUGGUAUGAGGAUAAGGGCGGCAUUCCCGACCUCCCGGAAGAUUGA
Molecule: messenger RNA, 651 nt
Organism: Peniophora sp. CBMAI 1063
Lineage: Eukaryota; Fungi; Basidiomycota; Agaricomycetes; Russulales; Peniophoraceae
Source: the annotation of a GenBank genome assembly